Messenger RNA from Anopheles stephensi (Asian malaria mosquito), 4581 nucleotides. RefSeq lists its product as uncharacterized. Gene Ontology annotation, cellular component: ribonucleoprotein complex; nucleoplasm. Lineage: Eukaryota; Metazoa; Arthropoda; Insecta; Diptera; Culicidae. Gene Ontology annotation, molecular function: RNA binding. Gene Ontology annotation, biological process: regulation of RNA splicing. The record is from RefSeq and is a predicted model, not a curated record.
UGCCAAUCUAGCGGUGCCAGCCGAUGAGCUAAUGCACGUACAGGUAGAAGAAGCAAAAAUUUUAGAAGAGAGUUUUCGUUGCCAGACGUCGCCAUCUUUAAGCAGCGCAGGAAAACGUACUUUACGGUGGCUUUAGGCGGAGCGAACAGUUGAAAAGAUAGCGAAACGUUAGAAAAGUGUGUGGCACAGCCAUUGAAACUAGUGUUGCGGAUUACCAUCGGCGACACCCCCCCGUAGAGCUUCCUGUGGAAAUCUGUCAUCAAACAAGGCAAGGUAGUAGCUGCACUGAGCCACCGAUUACAGCAAGUUCAUCAUAAGGCGACAAAGUAGUGAAGCACCACGAGGUUGUACGGACGGGGACCGGACAGUGGAUCGAACUUGUGAAACGAACAUUUGUAUUAGUUGAGCUGUAAAGAGGAAGAAUUUGGUGAAAAGACAGCCUAUCAAUCAGAAAACUUUCAACGUCACACAGCCUUGUUGCGUUCCUAUCCUAUUUUGCUUCACUUCCGGCGGUGCUGGAUGUUGUUGUUUUCCAGCAGAAAGGCGUUGCGACCGUUGUGAUCUGAAAUCGAAAGAAAAGGCUAAGCAAAAAAACCCCCAAGAGCAGCCACGUACGUACGGUGGCGGGCGACGGAACUCCUCCACUGUCGUCGGGUGUUUUGUAUUUCCUGCGCAACAGAACAGCACGCAGGUGCACCACAGGAGCGGUACAGGAGCAGCAGCAGCUGAAACAACGACCGCCGCAGAGCCAUGAGUGUGAUCAUUCGUCUGCAGAACCUGCCCUUGGCAGCGAAUGCGUCCGAUGUGCGCUCCUUUUUCAAGGGUCUGUCGAUUCCCGACGGUGGCGUCCACAUCGUUGGCGGUGCGCUCGGUGAUGCGUUUAUAGCGUUCAGCACCGACGAAGAUGCACGCCAAGCCAUGGCGCUUAAUGGAGGGUUCAUUAAGAAUGGACCAGUAUCGCUGUUGCUUUCGUCCCGUGCCGAAAUGCAGAAGGUGAUCGAUCAGGCCCGGAAGGCCGCCCUUGCCUACAUGCAGCUUAAACAGGCUGCUGCUGCAGCACCAGCACCGGCGGUGGCCACCGUGCCGCAGGUGGCAUUACCACAGACGACCAACGCCAGCUUACCGACGGCAUUAAUCGCCGGGAUACAUCAACCAGUGAAUCCCAGUUUGGCUGGGUUGUCUUCGACAGCGAAAGCGACAGCUGCCGCCGCCGCCGUACAACAACCUCAACCACCGGUAAUAUCGUUGGCCGGCUUUUUGGCGAAAGCUUCCGCCGGUCAGCUGAAUAAUGCAGCACCGACGCCCACCACCGCACCGGUAACCACCUCGUUCAGUCCACUGUUGGCGCAAGGAUCGGCCUACAACGAAAUACCCGGUUUGAGCUUUCUCUCUGCCGACGGGAGCGCUCCCGAUGACGUCUGCAUAGUUCCUCCGCAGCCGACGGCCGGCAAUAAUGGUUCGCUUAGCGGAUGGCUUUCGUCACUGACUGGAUCCGGUGCGAAGGGAGGAGGACCGAUGGUGAAUGAUGUCGUCGUUCCCCGGCCGAUCAUUGUGAACGAUUCGAGUCCGUGGAAAUUUUUGAAAAAGGAUCGUCGUAGCCGUAGCCGUUCCGUGUCACGCGACCGCGUCUACCGGAUAAGUAGCCGAUCGUCUUCCCGCGAACGUGGCGGCGGGCGUCGUCGCAGUCGCUCGUCGUCACGCGACCGAAGACAGAAGCGGGACGGUAAGAGUCGAUCUUCGUCCCGCGAACGUACCAGCCGGUGGUCACGCAGUUCGAGCCGGGAGUAUGGUCGAAACCGGCCGCGAAGCAGCCGCAGCCGUAGCUCCAGCCGUGAUCGCUUUGGACGUACGCGCCAACGAAGUCGAUCGCGGUCGCGUGAUCGACGCAGUCGCGACAGCACCAGCCGCGAUCGGUACGACGGCACAUCGAACGGUGGUGGUCGAUCGAACCGUGUUUCACGCUUUUCGGACCGAGCCACAUCCGAUUUCGUCGGUCAGCAGCAAUCGCAACAAAGUGCGAUGAACAGCGUAUUUGCGACGGGCAUGAACCACGCGGUUGAACCUAUCUACGGGCUGCAUACGAUCCCCGGCGGUAUGGAGGGGAGUCAUGGACGGUUCGGGUCAAACCAAGCGGGACACUUUUCGACGGUCAGUGGUAAAAUUUCACCCAGCCCGUUUGGGAACGGCAUGAUGAACGGUGGUAGCGUUUUUCGUAUGACAUCGCCCCUUCCGGACAGUGUGUACUCGGGCGGCAGCAUGAAACCGAACAGCGGUCUCAGCACGAGUGAUUUUGCGGUGAAGCUGUCGAACUUUGAGCUUUCCACGGGGUACGGUGACUUUCGGCGGUUCUUUAGAUCCGCCAAGAUCUCCACGCAAGGUAUCAAGAUGAUUAACGAUCAACAUGGCCGACGGACGGGCAUUGCUUAUAUUCAGUUUUUGAACAAAGAGGGCAAAAGUGCGCUGUUGCGCGAUGGUACGAUAAUGCGCCGGAACCGGGUAAGAAUCGAGUCCAUAACGGAUCAGGAGUUUGAAUCGGCGGUUGACUCGUUUAGACCGGGCAGUGAAACAAAGUCACAAGAUGCGUCAGGCUGGAGGGACGGCCGCACGGUUAAUCCCUGGGACAUGAGCCACGAAGACCCGCGGGGGGGAGGAGGAGGGUCGGAUGAUGCGAACGAGAGGUACCGCAAUCAACUGUCGGGUAACGAUGCAGCGGGAGGACAUGUCAGCACGUUGACGGUGUGGAACUUACCGUCGUUUACCACCGAGCAGGACAUUCUGAAGAUGUUUUCCGAUUUCACCGUCGUCGAGGUGCUGAUCGUACGCAACCAUUACUCACCGAAGCAGAUGGAUGGGUACGUGAAGUUCCACCGGCCGGAAGACGCCCGGGAAGCGUGGUCGCAGCUGCAUCGACACUAUAUCGGCAACAAGAAGGUGACGGUACGCGCCUGUGAGGAGAUUGACUACGAGGUAGCGAAGAAUGAGUACGAGAAUCCGGGGCUGGUGGAGGAUGAUGGUUCGGGUACCGAGCACCGAAACACUAACGGGCAAAACGAGCAGGAUAACGGUCCGGCAAACAACUCCGAUUCCGAGAAUAUGAAUGGAAACAAUUCCAACGGUCGCAACGGUAAUGGUCGGCAGGGUCGUGCCAGCAAGCAGGGCACACGAUGGGGUUCGGUUGAAAGGAAUUUGAACGACCAAAUUGAUAUGGCUGCUGCUGCUGCUUCGUCGAUGAAUUUUAUGGACGGCCAGCAACUAUUGGAUGGUGAUUCCUCCAGACCCAAUUCGGAGGCGAACAAUGCCUGGAACAAUCGUGACCCUCGACGGCUCCGGGACGACGAUUCGGGAGAUAACGGUGACGAUAGCAAUAGCAACUUCGGCAACAACGCCAACAUGAACCACGGCAAUAACUCUGUCCAACAUUCGCGUGAUCCUCGCAAACUGCACAGCCGGUUCGGUGGAGGUGGCGGCAAUUCCAGUGGGGACAACAGCGAGAUGUUCAAGCGCACUAACUGGCUGCUGCUGCGGAACGUGGACUUUCACGUGUACGAGGAGGACGUGUAUGCGUUCUUCGGUAACGAUGGAUUCCAGGCGAAAACGGUACUGCUCGUGCGCAACGAGCGUGGUGGCCGCACGGGCGAAUGUUUGGUGGAGUUUGGCUCACCGAGCGAAGCGCACCAUGCCGAAUCCAAAUCGUCGCAGAAUCUUGGCCGCCGGAAGGUAUUUGCCAGCCAUCUGGAUCGCGGCCAGGUUGCGGAUCUUAUGGCACGGUUCAACGCCAUCGCCCAGGGUACGCAGCCAUCGUACUGGUUGCCCGACCAUCUACAGAACGACAAUAAUGGCAAUAGCAACGGUGGACAGGACCAGUCUGACGAUGACGAUCCGGAGAAGAAUCAAGGUGUUGGCUGUGGACCGUACCGUACUUCGACGGUCGGCUUGCUAAACCUGGCAUACAAAACGACGGUGGAAGAUGUGCAGCACUUUUUCCAGGAGUUUAACCUGCCGCCAGAAAACAUUCGACGCCGGUUCCUGGACAAUGGGCAACCUACCGGGGAAGCAAUGGUACGGUUCCAGAACCACCACGAUGCGGAAAAGGCGCUGAACGAGUAUCAGAACAGACGGUUGUUCGGUAGGAACGUGCGCAUCCGAUUGAUCAAUGACGACUGAAAGGAGGAGAAGGGGGAGGAGGAGGGGGUUCCAUCGGAACCCGGAAAGCCCUAGUCUCUAGCCUAGCCUCUAGCAGCCGGGAGGAGCUUCGAUAUCCGGGAAUCGUCACGCAUCGAUCGGUUGACAGUUCUAGUUUAAGUUCCUCGGCGGAAAUCGGUCAUGCCCCGUCAGUUUUUGGAUAGCUCGUGAGAUAUGAAUUUCUCUACUGAUAGUGUAUUAUACUUAUAUUAUUACUAACAAAUAGAAUUUAAAUCUGUACAUAGUAAGCGAUAAGACAACGAAACGUCGUGGAUGCAUUGUGGUGAAUUGCAUCGUUUCAGUUUAAUAGGCGGACUACACUAAUUUUGUACAAUCGAUUAAACACCGUAAGUAUGUAUAAUUUAAAUUUUUUAAAUAAAUAAAGUACUUUCAAACUUA